Messenger RNA from Lottia gigantea (owl limpet), 663 nucleotides. RefSeq lists its product as hypothetical. The transcript has a single exon. NCBI's taxonomy places the organism in Eukaryota, Metazoa, Mollusca, Gastropoda, Lottiidae. Bases 1 to 663 code for a protein of 220 amino acids. The record is from RefSeq and is a predicted model, not a curated record.
AUGAGAUUGGUCCCAGCAGAUGAACCAGAGAAGAUUGUGACGGUUAAACCUUACGAACCCGUGUACGAUCAAAAUCCAGUGAAAGAAGCUUUAGAAGAAUUAAGUCAAGAAAUGCAACGUUUACUCAAGUCCAAUACUUCAGACGAUAUUAAAAUGGACCAAUAUGAUCAAAUGUUGCAGCGAUAUCGAAUACUACAAAAUAAAAGACAUGCACGAACCAUACCCGAGACAACAAACAACAAACCUGACGACAUCGCUUCCGUGGAAAAACCGGAUAUUUUAACUUCGGUACCUAAAACAUACCAAGGCCGAGCUCGUAUGUUAUUAGAGCAUUUGGAAAAGAAAACACCCUACUCAUGGAAUGAUAAGUACGAAUUGACCCAUGGCGGUCAGGUAAUGAAAGGCACGAACGUGGUGGAUAUCGUCAAUGAUUUCAUUCGUAACCGCAAGACAAAUAAUACCCCUUUUGGUUGGGAAGCUGUCAUGAGAAGUUUGAGAGAAUCAAAUAUACCUCGAGAAGCCAUUGGAAACGAUCGUAGAUGGGAAUUGUUUUCGACACCUCAAACACAACCAUCUCCGCCCGCUUUUGAAACUCCCAAGAAACGUACAAGUAAAAAGCAACAGAGGAAAGAAAGAAAAUGGCUAUCUUUUGACAGCCUAUAA